AUGCAGGCGCGGCGUCUAGCCAAGCGCUCCAGCCUGGGCAGCCGCCGGGGCAGCGCCGCGCUGCAGCCGCCCGGCUCCGCGCCCGCGCCCGCCCGGGAAGGCGCGCUGCCCGGGCUCCCGCUGCCCGCCCCGGCCCCGGCCCCGGAGAGCUGGAGGCCGCCGCUGCCGCCGCCGCGCAACGCCGGGACCGACCCCCCUCGCGCCGGGGCCGCCGCCGCCGCCGCCUCGUCUCCGGUGCUGCUGCUUCUGGGGGAGGAAGACGAGGACGAAGAGGGCGGGAGCCGGCGGCGGAGGGGGCUCGGGCGGGCGCCGGCGAAGCCCCGAGGGGGCGCGGAGGAGGAGGAUGACGACGACGAGGACGAGGACGAGGAGGUGGUCGUCGAGGUGGUGGACGGCGACGACGACGACGAGGACGGCGACGAGCGCUUCGUGGCCCUCGGCCCCGGCCGCGCGCUCCCCAAGGGCCCGGCCCGGGGCGCCUUGAAGGUGGGGAGCAUUAAGCGGGAAAUGACCUUCACGUUUCAAACAGAGGACUUAAAACGUGACUCUAGUAAAAAAAUGUCCCAUCAACACUUGUUUCCCUUGGCCAUGGAGGAAGAUGCGAAAACAGCAGACACCAAAAAAGCCAACCGAGCACUUGACCAUGAAAAAGAAAACACUCGCUCCAUCUGUCUCCUUGAGCAAAAACGAAAAGUUGUUUCUUCCAAUAUUGAUGUUCCUCCAGCAAGGAAGUCUUCGGAGGAGCUGGACAUGGAUAAGGUGACGGCAGCCAUGGUCCUCACCAGCUUGUCCACCAGCCCGUUGGUUCGGAGCCCUCCCGUGCGGCAGAACGAGGGCCUGAGCGGAUCCUGGAAGGAGGCGGGCGGCGUGCCUUCCAGCACGAGCAGUAGCGGCUACUGGAGCUGGAGCGCCCCCAGCGACCAGUCCAACCCGUCCACGCCGUCGCCGCCGCUGUCCGCCGACAGCUUCAAGCCCUUCCGCAGCCCCGCGCCCCCCGACGACGGCAUCGACGAGGCGGAGGCCGGCAACCUGCUCUUUGAUGAGCCCAUCCCCAGGAAACGAAAGAACUCCAUGAAGGUGAUGUUCAAAUGCCUCUGGAAGAACUGUGGGAAGGUUCUGAGCACUGCAGUGGGUAUCCAGAAGCACAUCCGGACCAUUCAUCUCGGGCGUGUUGGGGAGUCUGACUACAGUGAUGGAGAAGAAGACUUUUACUACACUGAGAUCAAGCUCAACACAGACUCCGUGGCAGACGGUCUGAGCAGCCUGGCCCCAGUUUCGCCUUCCCAAUCCCUGGCUUCGCCUCCUACUUUUCCCAUCCCAGAUUCCAGCCGAACAGAAACUCCUUGUGCCAAAACUGAGACAAAACUGAUGACGCCCUUGAGCCGCUCUGCUCCCACCACCCUCUACCUCGUGCACACUGACCACGCUUACCAGGCCACGCCCCCCGUGACCAUUCCAGGAGCGGCCAAGUUCACCCCCAAUGGAAGCAGCUUCAGCAUUUCUUGGCAGUCUCCUCCAGUUACCUUCACAGGCAUUCCAGUGUCACCAACCCACAGUCACCCGGCGGGCACAGGAGAGCAGAGACCGCACACUCACACCAUCCUGUCCUCCCCCCCAAGAGGGACGGUCAGCCUGAGGAAGCCCAGGGGAGAGGGCAAGAAGUGCCGGAAGGUGUAUGGUAUGGAGAACCGGGAUAUGUGGUGCACAGCCUGCCGCUGGAAGAAGGCCUGCCAGCGUUUCAUUGACUGA
Messenger RNA from Rangifer tarandus platyrhynchus (Svalbard reindeer), 1749 nucleotides. The record is from the annotation of a GenBank genome assembly. Lineage: Eukaryota; Metazoa; Chordata; Mammalia; Artiodactyla; Cervidae.